AUGGCAGCAGUCGUCGGAGGGGAUUUUAGCCGAGUUUUGACUGCAUUCAGAGGAACCGUUGGGUAUCUUGCCCCGGAGUGGCUUGCCGGAGUUCCUGUUACACCAAAAGUUGAUGUUUAUAGCUUCGGUAUGGUGCUGCUAGAAAUUAUAUCAGGAAGAAGAAAUUCAGCUGAUGUACACAGUGGCACUGGCAGUAGUGGUCAUGUUGAAUACUUUCCUGUGCGAGCCAUCAGAAAGCUUCAUGAGGGAGAUGUGCAGACUUUGAUGGAUCCACAAUUACAUGGUGACUUCAAUUUAGAAGAGGCUAAAAGAGUUUGCAGAGUUGCAUGUUGGUGCAUCCAAGAUAAUGAGGAUAAUAGGCUUACAAUGAUUGAAGUAGUCCAGAUCCUUGAGGGUCUACAAGAGGUUGGCUUGCCCCCGAUGCCAAGACUACUAGCAGCUAUGACCCAAUCCUCCGACGGCGCUUCAUAG
Messenger RNA from Triticum turgidum subsp. durum (durum wheat), 471 nucleotides. The record is from the annotation of a GenBank genome assembly. NCBI's taxonomy places the organism in Eukaryota, Viridiplantae, Streptophyta, Magnoliopsida, Poales, Poaceae.